Molecule: messenger RNA, 2566 nt
Organism: Boleophthalmus pectinirostris (great blue-spotted mudskipper)
Lineage: Eukaryota; Metazoa; Chordata; Actinopteri; Gobiiformes; Gobiidae
Gene: afg1la
Product: AFG1 like ATPase a
Exons: 13
Coding region: 7-1404 (465 amino acids)
Cellular component (GO): mitochondrion; cytoplasm
Molecular function (GO): ATP binding; ATP hydrolysis activity
Source: RefSeq, a predicted model, not a curated record
ACCAAGAUGGCGGCGUGCUUACCUCUGGGGUCGAAGUCACCCUCAACUUUCACGUGUUUAAGGCUUUUAACAGAGAAAUAUUCGCACCAAAAGCUUCUUCGAUCCGGGACAGAGCAGUGCCGACGAGGCUACACAGUGAAAGCAGAGAGUGCACCGGAGGAGAGCCCCAGGUUUAACGGGCCUCUGGAUCACUACAGCGGUCUGAUCAGAGACGGGACGUUGCGGGAGGAUGAACACCAGAGGGCGGUGUUACAGACCCUGGACCAGCUCCAUAAGAAACUCAGAGGCUACAGCAACACGCCUACAUCUCUAUUCUCCAAGUUUUUCACCAAACCAAAGCCUCCUAAAGGUUACUACAUCUACGGCGAUGUGGGCACUGGGAAAACUAUGGUGAUGGACAUGUUUUAUUCUUAUGUGGAGACGGAGAAGAAAAAGAGGGUCCAUUUUCACGGGUUCAUGCUGGAUGUCCAUAAAAGGAUCCACAGGUUAAAACAGAGCAUGCCCAAAAGAAAAGCAGGAAAAAUGGCCAAAUCGUAUGACCCCAUCGCUCCAGUGGCCGAGGAGAUCAGUGAGGAGGCCUGUCUGCUCUGCUUCGAUGAGUUUCAGGUGACGGACAUCGCAGACGCCAUGAUCCUGAAGCAGCUUUUUGAAAACCUUUUCCUUCACGGUGUGGUCGUCGUGGCAACUUCAAAUCGCCCCCCAGAAGAUUUGUAUAAAAACGGCCUUCAGAGGGUCAACUUUGUGCCUUUCAUUGGUGUUUUACAGAAAUAUUGCCAAACUCUUCGGUUAGACUCUGGGAUCGACUACAGAAAAAGAAACCGGCCGUCAGCAGGCAAACUCUACUUCCUCUCCAGUGAACCUGACGCAGAAGCGACUCUAGACAAGAUGUUUGACGAGCUCGCCUUUAAACAGAACGACAUAACUCGACCGAGAAUCCUGAACGUGCACAACAGAAAAGUGCAUCUGGACAAAGCCUGUGGGACCAUCGCAGACUGCACCUUUGAGGAGCUGUGUGACAGGCCUUUGGGAGCCAGUGAUUACCUGGAGAUGUCCCGUCUGUUUGACACAGUCUUCAUUCGUCACAUUCCUUUGUUAACAUUAAACAAAAAGACUCAGGCCCGGCGCCUCAUCACUCUGGUGGACGCUCUCUACGACCACAAGGUUCGAGUUGUGAUUUUGGCCGAUUAUCCACUGGAGGAGAUCUUUGUUCAUAACGGGGACCACAGCCACGACGAGAGCCACAUUCUGAUGGACGAUUUGGGACUUAAGAGGGAUGAAGCCAGCAGUCUGUCCAUCUUCAGCGGAGAGGAGGAGAUGUUUGCGUUUCAGAGGACGGUUUCUCGACUCACGGAGAUGCAGACGGAGGAAUACUGGAUCGAAGGAGACCGCAGUUUAAGACAAUGACAUUUGGACCAGCUCAGUGUUUUAUCACUACAGACUGCAUUUUUUAACAAUAUUCAAGUGUAAAUCUGCUCCAAACCCAGGUGCUUCCUUAUAAACAAGCCAAAAACACCACUCCUCAAUGAAAUGAAGUCAACGGGACUCAAAGCAAAAACUGUACAGAACUAUUUAUUAUUAGAAUUUUAACACCUUGGAUUUCAAAAUGCACUUUAUAUGACAUAUUUAAGACGCACAGAAAAAACAUAUCUAUUAGCUACAAGAAGUUAAAGAUACACUCUGGAACUUUUCUGGUGGGGGUCUGACAUCUUUGCUUAAAUGUUCCACAGUACAGCAUUGCGUACAUGAAUAUAUAUUGUACGUAUUCUGUUAUUUUCUUUGUUUUUCCUGCUCAAAAAUAUAUUCUCCACAGAUCUGACCUGUAACUUGUCUCUGUGGAGAGUUGAAAGCCACACUUUAAGAUUUUGUUGGCACAGAAUAACGUCACCAUGGAGACAAGCGCACCUUUAAAAUUCAAAAUAUUAAUCCUAAUUUGAGUUGUUUUUUACUUAAUUUACAAGAUGAACUGACUUUUUGAAGAUAAAACUAUAACGCUAGAUUUAUUGUUUUGUUUUGAGCUGUUAAUUUGAAAACUACUACAUCUUCCUGACAUCACAAGGUGGAACAGAGCUUUUUGAGCUUUGGAGAUGUAAACAGACUAAUAAUAAUGUGUGAAUGAAACAAAGCACAACUCCAGGUCUGUUUUUGAGAGGAAACAACAUUAUAAAACUCACAAGAGUCCAUUUUGUGUCAUAUAGGACCAUUAAAUAGUCCUAAAUACUCAAAUCAAGAUUGAUAUUCUAAAUUCAACUCCUUGUAACUAAUGUAGAUCCUGUUUUGAAGUGGGGCAGAAAUGUAUAAUAACAGAUAUAACUGUAAAGCAUAUGGGAGAUGUAAAGUUGAAUUUUAAGGACAUGGUGCAAUUAUGAACUUUCUAAGAACUGUUUUAAAAUAUUGACUGUAUGAAAAUGUAAUUACAGAGGAUUGAAAUGGGAAACAUGAGCUGCUGUUUGUUUGUGAUGAUAAAAAGGAAGGUGCUUUUUAAAUGUGUCAAUUUAAUAUAAAAACUGUACGAAAUCUCUUAAAACUUAAAGACAAAAUACUCAUAAAUGUGUCUAAUAAUCGCCCA